Debaryomyces tyrocola is the source of this 720-nucleotide messenger RNA. The record is from the annotation of a GenBank genome assembly. Lineage: Eukaryota; Fungi; Ascomycota; Pichiomycetes; Serinales; Debaryomycetaceae.
AUGAUGUUUCGUUUUAUUCCAAGAAGUGUCCAAAGAAGCACACACAGAUCGGUGGUCAAUAAGAGGUUCUCGUCUAUCAUUGCAGUCCACAGAGAUACCAAGGAUGACAACAAAAAUAUGAGUUUUGAGUUCAACUCCGAAAAUAUCAAAAGGGCCAAUGAAGUUAUUGCCAAAUACCCACCUCAAUAUAAAAAGGCGGCUGUUAUGCCAUUAUUGGACUUAGGACAGCGUCAAUCCGGGUUCACAUCGAUUGCGGUGAUGAACUACGUCGCCAAGUACUUGGACAUGCCACCAAUGAGAGUGUACGAAGUUGCAACUUUCUACACCAUGUACAACAGAAAACCAAUGGGUAAAUACAACAUCCAGGUGUGUACCACUACCCCAUGUCAAUUAUGUGGUUCUGACGAAGUCAUGGAUGCCAUCACGUCGCACUUGAAGAUUAAGCCAGGCCAGACCACCCCAGACAUGUUAUUCACUUUACAGGAAGUUGAGUGUUUGGGUGCGUGUGUCAACGCCCCAAUGUUGGCUCUUAACGACGACUACCAUGAAGAUUUGACCGCAGAAAAGACGGUGGAUCUUUUGAAGUCAUUACAAGCCGGCAAGGAACCCAAGUCGGGCCCUGUCUCCGGCAGAGACACCUGUGAGCCAUUUUCGGGUGCAAAGGUCUUGUUGGGCGACAAGCCAUUCGAUGUCAGUACAGUAACCAGAUCUGACUUAUAG